Molecule: messenger RNA, 2028 nt
Organism: Fusarium poae
Lineage: Eukaryota; Fungi; Ascomycota; Sordariomycetes; Hypocreales; Nectriaceae
Exons: 5
Coding region: 1-2028 (675 amino acids)
Source: RefSeq, a predicted model, not a curated record
AUGGCGUGUUUCUGCAAGCAUCUUGAUCAACUGAUUGAUAACUUUGACCCGUCAUCCACCGCACGUUUCGCUUCCAAUCUAAACAAGCACCUCGAAGCGAUCCGCUCCAUCCUCGCCAAGAAUAAAUCCCUCUCUAAGGAGGUUCGGUACCAGGUUAUUCCGAGCAACCAACGCACUGCCAAGAUUCUUUCGCUUCAGUCCAUCACUUUCGACAGGGUUAGGAAACUACACGACACUCUUCAGAGCGACACCAAAGCCUUUUGGACUUCCAAAGAUGAUUCCCUGCUGCAGGAGCUGAGGAGACGAGUUGCGUGUGUGACAAUAUUCUUGAGAUCAAAGGUUAAUGAUGAUGCUUGGAUCGCCAACGACGUAGCUGCUGUUGUCAAGGGGAGGACACUAUCUGAGUUAAGAUAUGCGGGAAACAAGUAUAUCAAGAUUGCCAGAAAGCUUGGGGGAGUCGGUUCAAUUCUUUGGCUACCUUUGGAAGUACCUGCAUCAACAUAUGAGAGGUACCUGAAUAUGGAUGACACUGAAGCAUUCGAUCAUCUGCACAAUCUUGGGUCCGAGGCUCCCGAUUUGAACUAUUUCGUGCAGAGUCUAAUUACAGAGCAACUCAACGACUCUUCACUCAACCUAUCCUUCCGCAACCUUCUCUUAGAGUACGGAUACUGCUUUCUACCGUCUGAACAAGGCCUCCUCCUCCUCCACACGCUAGGAGGAACAGAAGUGCCGGUCGACCUUUUAAAAAGUGUCAAGAUACCAAUGAGACGCUGGACAAACGAAGGAGAGAUACAGAGUAUCAGUGCCAUCGACUUUGGGCUUAGCUCGGAUCUAGUUACUGUGCUGUCCAGCGAUGAUGCCGUGUCACAACUCCAACAAAGGCCAGAAGUAACCCAAAAACCCUUGGAAGAUGGUGCAGUCACCUUGUCACUUCAUCCCCAAGCAAAAGAAACGAUUGCCAGUCGUUUAUCACCACAAGCAGUAGAAGAUUGGGAAACAACAGCUCUUAGACUAAUAUGUUUCGCCUGCCCUCCCUGCUAUGAAGGAAAAGUCAACUGGUCACUUCCCACGAAGAAAUCAAUCUGGGCUCUCCUCGACAAACUGACUUCCCAAAAAAGGAUCACAACAUCACUGAGAACAUGCGUCAUCGAGGCCCUCCUCUACUUCUGCGAACGUGACCUCUUUAGCAUUCGUCUCGCUGCUAUCCAACGCGCAAAGACCCUCGUCCGCAAAAAUAUGCCCUUUUAUUAUCAAGCAUCCGUCACCCUCUUUGACAGCAUAAUAUCUGGCAAGGACGGCGACUUUGAGCGCUCAAACGCUAUUAUUAAUGAGUUUCUGUCGUCCGAGCAGUGCGAGACCAACACGAGAUCUGACAACGCUUUGAGAGGAAGACUACACAUUUCAAGUAUCGAGAAUAAAAUACAUCGAUUGGCAGAGAUUCAUUGCGAGCUUCAUGAGUAUGAAAAAGCUCUUCAGAUUAUACAAGUAGAACUUGAUACCAUGUCCGUGAAAAAGGGCCGGCCGUUUCGACGUUUGACCAUGGCCAUGGGAGAAGCCUACAUCGGCCUGGGCCAAUUUUAUGAUGCUGACUCAAUUCUCAAAGAGCUCAUCGCCGUCGAACCACCCGAGUUGGACGAUUUGAAUGAUCAAGUCCUCAAAAUGAGACGUCUAAUCCUCUCAGCGCGAAUCCAGCACGAACGCUGCGAUUUUGUCAGUGCUUUGCUGCUUUGGACUCAGGCUGGCCAACAAAUGCAGGGUCUCUCUACUUUUAGUUCCAGACAUGGGUGGAUAGCAGCCAUCAUUAAAUUAUCCAUGGCUCAUGCACAAAUAGCCAUGGGCGAUAGCGAGGCUGGGAGAAAAUCAUGGGACGCCGCUGUUGCAGUUGCUAUGAGGGAGCGAUUCGAAUUUGUGUUUCCGAUCCUUGCAACUACUUGGUUGCAGAAGAUUGUGGGGGAAAUUCACCAGGCCAAGGGAUGGCCUUUGAGGAUCAUGAUGCCAGGUGGGAAAUCUGAUCUUACGUGGCUGUGA